AUGCAUAUAAAGCAGGAGCGGCGGGGAGCGGGCACCUGUCGCAGGAUCGGGCCCCUCCCGCCGCUCUGCCCUGCACCGAGCCACGGCGCGGUGUCGGCCAGCGAGGCGCUGCUGGCGGCCGCCGCCUUCUGCCUGGUGUUCCUGCUGCUCCAGCGGCUGCAGCAGCGGCCGCCCGUGCCCGAGGGGCUGCGGAGACCGCCGGGCCCCCGCGGCUUCCCCGUGCUGGGGAACGUGCUGGAGCUGCGCAAGGACACGCACCUGGCGCUGGAGCGGCUGAGCCGGCGCUACGGGGACGUGAUGGAGGUGCGCAUCGGGUCACGGCCCGUGCUGGUGCUCAGCGGGCUGGACACCAUCAGGCAAGCGCUGGUCAGGCAAGGAGAGGACUUCAUGGGGCGCCCCGACCUGCCCAGCUUCCRCUWCRUCGCMRAYGGGCAGAGYAUGRCKUUCAGCCCCGACUCCGGRGAUGUGUGGAARGCSCKSARRAAGMUGGCMCAGARCGCCCUGAAGAGCUUCUCCAUCGCCCCCAGCCCCACCUCGUCCUCCACCUGCCUGCUGGAGGAGCACGUGUCCAAGGAGGCCGAGUAYCUGGUCACCAAAUUCCUGCAGCUGAUGGAGGAGGAGAAGAGGUUUGAUCUCAGCCGGUACCUGGUGGUGUCGGUGGCCAACGUCAUCUGUGCCAUGUGCUUCGGCCGGCGCUACGAGCACGAUGACCAGGAGCUGCUCAGCCUGGUGGACAUCGGCAACGAUUUCGGGGAGGUGGCCGGGAGCGGCCACCCGGCCGAUUUCAUCCCCGUGCUGCGCUACCUGCCCAGCCGCACCAUGGAGAUCUUCAAGGACCUCAACAGGCGCUUCAACGCCUUCGUGCAGAGAAUUGUGCAGGAGCACUACUCCAGCUUCGAUAAGGAGCACAUCAGGGACAUCACGGACUCGCUGAUCGGCCACUGCCAGGAGAAGAGCGUCGGGGACGACAGCCGUGGGCAGCUCUCCAGUGAGAAGAUCAUCAACAUCGUCAACGACCUCUUCGGGGCAGGCUUUGACACCGUGGCCACCGCCCUGUCCUGGAGCCUCAUGUAUGUUGCCUUGUACCCCGACAUCCAGAGCAAGAUUCAGGAGGAGCUKGACCAGCGCAUCGGGCGGGAGCGGCGGCCGCGGCUGUCGGACCGGGGCUCGCUGCCCUACACGGAAGCCUUCAUCCUGGAGAUGUUCAGRCACUCCUCCUUCGUGCCCUUCACCAUCCCUCACAGCACGACAAAAGCCACGGYGCUGAACGGUUACUUCAUCCCCAAGGGCACCUGUGUCUUCAUCAACCAGUGGCAGGUGAACCACGACGAGACCCUGUGGAAAGASCCCUCCGCCUUCAAGCCCGAGCGGUUCCUGAACGCGGCGGGGACGGAGCUGAACCGCACGGAGAGCGACAAGGUGCUGUCCUUCGGCCUGGGCAAGCGGCGCUGCAUCGGCGAGACCAUCGGCCGCUGGGAGAUCUUCCUGUUCCUCACCACGCUGCUGCAGCAGCUGCGCUUCUCGCUGCGGCCCGGCGAGCCGGUGGACAUCACGCCGCAGUACGGACUGACCAUGAAGUACAAGAAGUGCGAGUCGUUCCGCAUCGAGCAGCGCUUUCCCGCAAAAGCCGCUCCGUAGGCGCGGAGGGGAGGCAGCCCCGGCGGGCGGAGCCUGUCCCGCUUGAGGAGCAGCCCCUCGGCGUGUCCCGGCGUUGGAGGCUCCUUUCUCUCCCGGGAAUGGGAGCGGAGAGGGAUAAAACCGGCUUUGUCCGGCUUCUGGAGCCGGUUCCAUCGUUUUUCCCGCAUGGACGCUCGGCGGAGGUCUCUCGGRCAGAUCGCAGCUCGUGGAAGGGAGGAGGAUGCUCCGGGGAUGUUCUCGGUCUCACUCCACCCAAAUAUCAGUUUUUCUCUCUGACCAGCCUUGCCCACAAGAAGCUGGAAGUCUCUUUUCCAAACCCUCCAGCUCCYCGUGCCGACGGGAACGGGCGCUUCCCGCUGCCUUCAGAAGGGCUCUCGAGGCUGCGCCAGCGCCCACCUCCAGGGGACCCGUCCUGGGUGCGCCCGCAMGCCCCAAUUCCUUGAAUGUGAAUGAAUUCCUGAAUGUUCGUGUCAAUUAUUUAAAA
Molecule: messenger RNA, 2122 nt
Organism: Malurus melanocephalus (red-backed fairy wren)
Lineage: Eukaryota; Metazoa; Chordata; Aves; Passeriformes; Maluridae
Product: cytochrome P450 1A4-like
Exons: 7
Coding region: 1-1638 (545 amino acids)
Biological process (GO): progesterone metabolic process; hormone biosynthetic process
Molecular function (GO): heme binding; iron ion binding; oxidoreductase activity, acting on paired donors, with incorporation or reduction of molecular oxygen, reduced flavin or flavoprotein as one donor, and incorporation of one atom of oxygen
Source: RefSeq, a predicted model, not a curated record